AUGAGCCCAUUCAGAAGCAAAUCCUCAAGUUGGUUUGCUCGCAAGAUGAUCAAAGUGGUGAUGCACUUGUCUUGGUACAAUAGGCAUUAUACCUCAGGUAAUGAGGCCCCUAAGGAGGUUCAACUGUGGCUUCUAGAGAAAGAAGCCAUAUGCACUAACCACCAGCAGGAUCUGUGUGAACACCAACACAUCUACUCUACAAUCUCACGCGUAUAUGCAGAGCUCUUUGAGUGGGUACAAAACUUGAUGGAGACUUUUCUGCAAGAUGAGUUUGAGAUGCUGAUGGAGGUUGCGUCUGUCUUGCCUGGCAAUCACUCUACGCCUUUCGCGCCCUUCAUAUCUUUGGUCAUCAACAUCAAUUCCAGCAAGCCUAAAGAGAAGGGAGCAAGGUCACUUACACCCACACCUCCUGUAGCCAAGACCAGAGGGCGAAAGAAAGCAUCUGGGUCCAAGGUGCAGGUUUCAGAUGACCAAUAUGAAGAAUUCCUCAAGUUUCAAGCACAGAAGAAAAAGGAAGCUGAGUUAAAUCACAAAGAAAAUGUCCAAAAGAAAGUGGACGCUUUGUUGGAUGAAGAAAGGUUGCAAACAACAUCUGUUGUUCCAGAUGACAGUGACAUGGACCAUAUAGAUGACACCAAUCCUGCAGACAUUUUACCCGUGGUUGUUCCUCCCAAAAAGAAAGUAUCUACAGCUAGUCUUGAUUCUAGUGAUGAGGAUGCCAAAAAUGAGGCAGAUGGUGAUGGUAAUGAUGAAGGUGGUGAUGUUGGGGAAGAAGACGAAUCUCUAGAGAGCACAGGUGUUAGAAGGAGAACCAAUGGGCUUAUUCAGGUCAAGGAUAAGCCCAAGGAAGAUAACGUAGAAUGUAAAUGUAGGAGAAGAAUCAGCAAAGGUGACAGGAAACCGCCUACCACUUUAGCUUCCUUGAAGAAGGAUGGCUGCAGUCCUUUAGUGGAUCUUGCUCACCAGCUACUCCGUAUCAAGAUUGCUUUAGAGACCGCCUUUCCAGGACCUUCAGUGGAUGUGCAGGAUUCCUUUUCUUGGGACUGUAUCAAGGAAGCGGUCAAGAAUCCUGGCUCUCCCUUGAAGUUAAUGUUUGAUGUCAUUAGUCAAGAUGACGCUUUGAAAAAUCGUGCCAUGGCUUAUGUGUGGUCUGGUGCAAGUCAGCUGAGAGGGGAGCUGGUUAGAAAGGCAAGAGAGAAUGUAGCAUUUCUAUUGCAGCAAAUGAAACCUAAGGACAUUGAGAUAGGAGAGGUAGCUACAUGGCUCAUUUCCACCAAAAAGGAUCCUUUUCUGUGUGGAGAAUUGGAUCUGAAGACUAAGACCUUCAACAAGAAUCUCCCUUUCCGUGCUGUUCUCUUGCGUCAACUGCUCAUAAGUCAAUUCUUUCAAGGAGCUGGAUCAGAAGGUCUACUGUACAAGGAUUUGUUUCAGAAACUCCCUGACAAUCUUCUUGCUCUACUGGCUACAGCUGCUGAAUGCACUUUCAAAGAAUUCAAGGAGCCUGUCUUUCAACCAAGACACCAGUACUAUAUGUUGAAGCUGGCUGAAUAUCACAAAUGUUCACCCAUGUAUAUGGAAAAACUGAAGCAAGAUUUGUGGGCUGAGAUAGGGGAGGCAUGUGGCUUUGUAAUGAGCAAUGAGGUCGAUGAUUCUGGUUCUGAAUUAGAUUUUGAGGCUAUGGAGGCGUAUGGUAGAUUACAAACCAACACUAUAGUUUCUGAUGUCAUGGUCGCAUAA
Molecule: messenger RNA, 1737 nt
Organism: Suillus discolor
Lineage: Eukaryota; Fungi; Basidiomycota; Agaricomycetes; Boletales; Suillaceae
Exons: 17
Coding region: 1-1737 (578 amino acids)
Source: RefSeq, a predicted model, not a curated record